GUAACCAUGGAGAGGCUGUUGCUGUGUGUGAUGCUGGCAGUUGCCAUGGCAGUGCGGGCACAGAUCUGUCCGAAGCGCUGCGUAUGCCAGAUCCUGUCACCCAACCUGGCAACCCUCUGUGCCAAGAAGGGUCUGCUGUUCGUGCCGCCAAACAUCGACAGACAUACCGUGGAGCUACGGCUGGCCGACAACUUCGUCACAAGUGUGAAAAGGAAAGAUUUUGCGAACAUGACACGGCUGGUGGACCUAACGCUGUCGAGAAACACCAUCUCCUACAUCACACCUCAUGCCUUCGCUGAUCUUGAGAACCUCAGAGCCCUACAUCUCAACAGUAACCGGUUGACAAGAAUAGCCAAUGACACUUUCAGUGGGAUGUCAAAGCUUCACCACCUCAUUCUGAACAACAACCAGCUGGUUCUGAUCCACCAGGGAGCAUUCAAUGACCUGCUGGCCCUGGAAGAACUGGAUCUCAGUUACAACAACCUGGACUCCAUCCCAUGGGAGGCCAUUCAGAAAAUGACAAGUCUCCAUACCCUGAGUUUGGACCACAACAUGUUGGACUUUAUCCCAGAGGGAACCUUUUCACUGCUUCAGAAACUUAACCGUUUAGAUGUCACCUCAAACAAACUCCAGAAACUACCGCCGGACCCACUUUUCCAACGAGCGCAGGUCCUUGCUACAUCAGGGGUAAUGACACCCUCAUCUUUUGCACUGUCAUUUGGAGGUAACCCGCUCCACUGCAAUUGUGAGUUAUUAUGGCUACGGAGGCUAAGCCGGGAAGACGACCUGGAGACAUGCGCCUCGCCGCCGCAUCUCUCUGGACGUUAUUUCUGGUCCAUUCCUGAGGAGGAGUUUCUCUGUGAGCCGCCGCUCAUUACCAGACACUCCCAUGAGAUGAGGGUCCUUGAAGGGCAGAGAGUUGCCCUAAGGUGCAAGGCGCGGGGUGAUCCAGAACCAGUGAUCCACUGGAUCUCUCCAGAGGGCAAACUGGUAUCCAACACCUCCAGGACUUUGGUCUUCACAAACGGAACACUGGACAUCCUCAUAAGCACCGUCAAGGACACCGGCUCCUUCAGCUGCAUCUCCUCCAACCCUGCGGGCGAGGCUCACCAAACCGUGGAUCUGGUGAUCAUAAAGCUCCCCCAUAUCACCAACAACACCAACAACAUCCAGGAACCGGACCCGGGUUCAUCGGACAUAUCCACGUCCACCCGGGGCGGCGCCAACGGGAGCAACGUGACGGGGGAUGUGAAAAGCGGGGUGGAUAAGCGGGUGGUGAUCGCGGAGGCCACGUCGUCGACCGCGCUGAUCAAGUUUAACUUUCAGAGGAAUAUUCCGGGCAUCAGAAUGUUCCAGAUUCAGUACAAUGGCAGCCAGGACGACUCGCUGGUUUACAGAAUGAUCCCGCCCACCAGCAAGAACUUCCUGGUCAACAACCUGGCGGCGGGAACGCAGUACGACCUUUGCGUGCUGGCCAUCUACGACGACGCCAUCACCUCGCUGACGGCGACGCGCGUGGUCGGCUGUGUGCAGUUCUCCACCGAGUCCGAGUACAUGAGGUGUCACUUCAUGCAGUCCCAGUUCCUCGGUGGCACCAUGAUCAUCAUCAUCGGAGGGAUAAUAGUGGCCUCGGUGCUCGUGUUCAUCAUCAUACUGAUGAUACGAUACAAGGUGUGUAACCAAGGUGAGGGUGGAAAAGGGGUUUCCAUGGCGAUGACCAACGUCCACUCGCAGACCAAUGGACAGCAGCAGUCGCAGGGAUGCACUGUGACUCCGAGUGCGUCAAAACACGGUGUGCUCGGAUUGGACGACCUCUCAGGGGGCGGGAAGAAGAGGGGCGGAGAAGGUGGAGGGGGGAGGCAGGACACCAUGACCAACUCCUCCGAUAUUUCGCUGCCUGAUUGCUCCACGGCGACGUCAGUCCUCAGCAAGCCCUGGGCGGCGAGCGGCCCGACCGCAGGCUUCGAAGCCGCCAUCGGGGAUAGGGAAAAAGUGGCAGGGGAGAGAGGGUCGCGAGAGAGAGGCUCAGCGGUAGGAGAAAGAGCUCUUUCAUCAGCAGGUGGCGAGCGGUCGGUCAGCGCCGCGUCGUCGGCCGCCACCGGCUCACUGGGCAAGCCCAAGAGAAAACCCACUCCCAUUAAGCCCGGCCCCGCAGGUGCCAAUGCCUCCUCUUCCUCUUCAGCCACAGCCACCCCGGACAGCACCAUCUCCCCCUUGCCUCGCUCGCCCUCUGCCGCCUCCUCUGCGCACAUGUCCUCCAUCGUUCCCCUGGAACACCUCAACACCAACCGCAACAACUCCACCUCGCUCAACCAGCCGCCACCUCCCUUCCCUCCCCCGUUCUCCAGCCACACGCCCUCUCCGAGCCCCCACCCCUCACUGCGGUUUAAAGACACCCCCAUCCUGCGUCGUGCUCCCCGCGUCACCGCCAAGUACCAGACUCUCCCCACGGAGGAGGGAGGGAGGGGCAAGGCCAGGAGGUACUCGCUUAGCGAGGAAGGCUCAAAGACUCCUUGCCCCUCCCAACAGGGCGGAGGGCCGCCCAAAUUAGGACGCAUGAUGCGGAACAAACGGAGCCAAUCCAUGAGUGGUAUGCUAAUCCCUAAGGAGGAAGGGGAGGAGUGUAACAAAGGGCGGUGCGGGUCUGACUGGAUCCUGGAGAGCACCGUCUGA
Lampris incognitus (smalleye Pacific opah) is the source of this 2673-nucleotide messenger RNA. RefSeq names its product leucine-rich repeat and fibronectin type-III domain-containing protein 5-like. The transcript is spliced from 8 exons. The coding region runs from base 7 to 2673 and encodes 888 amino acids. The record is from RefSeq and is a predicted model, not a curated record. Gene Ontology annotation, molecular function: protein binding. Lineage: Eukaryota; Metazoa; Chordata; Actinopteri; Lampriformes; Lampridae.